Messenger RNA from Zea mays, 704 nucleotides. Its product is annotated as lysine-specific demethylase JMJ25. The transcript has 4 exons. Gene Ontology annotation, molecular function: RNA binding; structural constituent of ribosome. NCBI's taxonomy places the organism in Eukaryota, Viridiplantae, Streptophyta, Magnoliopsida, Poales, Poaceae. Gene Ontology annotation, cellular component: cytosolic small ribosomal subunit; ribosome. The record is from RefSeq and is a predicted model, not a curated record. Gene Ontology annotation, biological process: translation. Bases 1 to 681 code for a protein of 226 amino acids.
AUGCUAUCUGUAACUGAAGUGCAUUACCAAUGUCCCAAGAGGGUAAGGGUACAGUAUGAUGUAUCUGAAAGGAUUGCUAAUGGAACUAGUGUUCAUGUAAAUACUCAUGUUCAAAAUUUGAAUCUGGAUAUUGAAGAGCAAUCACACAAACACUCGAUUUCACACAUCGAGGAGCCAAACACUAAUAAUUCAGAAGGAUCCCUGGCUGGUGCUGCUGUCUGGGAUGUACUCCGCAGGCAGGACCUUCCAAAGCUUAAUGAAUAUCUAGCUGUUCAUCGGGAAGAAUGUGCAGCUAGAUGUCAAGCAGUGUCUUCUGUUAAAUAUCCUAUUUAUGAUCAAACAGUGUACCUUAACGAUUAUCAUAAGAAGAUGUUGAAGGAUCAAUAUGAGGGACUGAAGACAAUCGAGCAGAUUACAAUGGACUCAGCUACGGUCGAGACCAAUAUGUUCAAGCUCUGCAAGGUGAGGUCUAUUCAGUUUUGCCAAAAAGGCAUCCCCUACCUGAACACCUACGACGGCCGCACCAUCCGCUACCCCGACCCGCUCAUCAAGGCCAACGACACCAUCAAGAUCGAUCUAGAGACCAACAAGAUCAUGGACUUCAUCAAGUUUGACAUCGGCAACGUGGUCAUGGUGACUGGCGGGAGGAACACCGGGCGUGUAGGAGUCAUCAAGAACUAGGAGAAGCACAAGGGCAGCUUUGA